AUGGGAUAUACACUAGCAGAAGGUUAUCCCCCCUUCUCAUCCCUAAUAUUUGCCUCCACCACCCUUGUUUCUCUGGCCACAUCAUUAAUAGUCCGCCCAAGUCCAUAUCGGUGGAUCUUCUGGGUAAUAAUCGUCGUCGGGAACACCUAUCUCGCCUUCACAACUACACACCACCCCGUCGCUGACUAUUUUCUCGGAUCCGUCUACGGUGGAUCCAUUCUACUGGGAUCCGACUACAUCCUCCUCACCGAACCUCAGAAGGAGCUACGGCUGAAAGGUCACAAGGACGCAGUGGAUUCUGCUCCUCUCCCCGAGAAAUUCCGAUGGGGGAUCAGACUGUGGUCUAGCCUUCGUGGGGUCGGCUGGACACACGCGCCAAAUCGGCUCUGUGCGCCGGCGUCACCUGAGCGUACGCGAUUGGUAUUCAUUCGAUGGCGCUUAUUGGUUGUGGGCAUGAAUGUAUUCCUGCUUGACGCGAUGUCCAUUUAUAACCGCGACAAUCCUGCGUUUCUGAGCGAUGGGAUAUCGAUGGCUGAUAGGCCUUGGCUCCUGCGCUACGUGGAUCUCUUAGCCUGGGUAUGGACAUCACAGGCCCAGAUGCGGAUACUGCAUGGAGUUGACCCGUUUGGGUCUUCGUUCGACGCGUAUACACUGAGACGGUUCUGGGGACGCACCUGGCACCAGUUCGUAAAUCGGUUCGCUUCGUCUCAUGGGAAAUAUCUUGCGCGACAGGUUUUCCAUUAUCCUCCCGGCACAGUGGCAUCGUCCCUGAUACAGCUUUAUACCUCCUUCGCCAUGUCGAUCUUCCUCCAUAUGGUCGCGGAUUUUACGAUGUUCAAACGCUGGAACGUUGGCGGAAGCUUGUUCUUCUUCGCUAUUCAGCCGUUCGCUAUCAUGUUUGAGACAGUUGUCAUGAUGCUUGCUCGGAAGCUUGGUCAUAGCGGAGAACCAAGGAUAUGGGCGCGUCUGGUAGGAUACAUAUGGGUAUUGACAUGGUUUGUGUUGACAUUUCCUGGGUGGUUCGAUCCGAUGGCUCGAGUUCGGUUCAUGGAGAUCGGACUGAAUAUGCCAUUUAGUAUUAUUCUGGGGUCAUGGAAGGGCGAGUGGUGGCAAGGAGACGUCACACUGUUCCGAGCUGCUUCCUCCCGUCGACUCGUGGGGAAUCACUUGCCUGCGUUUAUUCUCGGGAUUGAACUUAUUAAUAAUGGUGCUCCGCCUACAAGUAAGCGACACGUUGGAUGCUCGAUCUCCUCUCAAGCGCAAUAA
Messenger RNA from Guyanagaster necrorhizus, 1266 nucleotides. RefSeq lists its product as uncharacterized. The transcript is spliced from 6 exons. Gene Ontology annotation, biological process: lipid metabolic process. The record is from RefSeq and is a predicted model, not a curated record. The coding region runs from base 1 to 1266 and encodes 421 amino acids. NCBI's taxonomy places the organism in Eukaryota, Fungi, Basidiomycota, Agaricomycetes, Agaricales, Physalacriaceae.